This is a messenger RNA of Oryzias latipes (Japanese medaka), 10857 nucleotides long. RefSeq names its product neurobeachin a (gene nbeaa). Lineage: Eukaryota; Metazoa; Chordata; Actinopteri; Beloniformes; Adrianichthyidae. The record is from RefSeq and is a predicted model, not a curated record. Gene Ontology annotation, cellular component: membrane; cytosol. Gene Ontology annotation, biological process: intracellular protein localization. Gene Ontology annotation, molecular function: protein kinase binding.
AGACAGACAGAGCAGAGUCAGGGACUUGCUACCAUUCUGUCAAAGUCUCCAUCAUUUUCUGUUUUGUUUUUUUAUUUAUCCACAGCUUUAUGAAUCUCUACACAUUUUUUCGGGAUUACAUUCAUUUCGGAGGAAUUUGAAAGGCGCCGCUUCCUCUUUGGUUGGGUUGUUUUCCUGUCCUGCGCAGUGGAUGGUCUUUGAGCAGCGGCAACGGCAGACGCCCGGGCUUGUUGAGCAGGUGUGAGAGACAGCGGGGACCGCUCCUCUCCUCCCUGUUUCCAAGGGGAAAUGUCGAGCGAGAAGCCGGUUUCAGCACCACCGAGCUCCGCUUCCUCGCUCGCGGACUCUGACUCCCAUCUUCCGCUGGGCUUCUCCUGCCCGCCGCCGCCUCAGGUCGCCGCGGGCGCUGGCUCCGGCUCCACCGCGGAAAGGAUGGUGUCUGCGGCCGGCUCUAUGGUCCUCCCCGCCGGGGUGAUCAACCCCGCGGUUCCGAUCAGGAAUAUCCAAAUGAAAUUCGCCGUGCUGGUGGGCCUGAUCCAGGUCGGGGAGGUUAGCAACAGGGACAUCGUGGAGACGGUUCUCAACCUGCUGGUGGGUGGCGAAUUUGACCUGGAGACGAACUUCAUCAUCCAGGAGGCGGAAAGCAUCGGCUGCAUGGUGGAGCUGCUGUCCCACUGCGAGGUGACAUGCCAAGCCGAGAUCUGGAGCAUGUUCACAGCCAUACUGCGCAAGAGUGUGCGCAACCUGCAAACCAGCACAGAGGUGGGCCUGAUCCAGCAGGUGCUGCUCAAAAUGAGCACUGUGGACGAUAUGAUUGCAGACCUCCUGGUGGACAUGCUGGGAGUCCUGGCCAGUUACAGCAUUACAGUCAAGGAGCUUAAGCUGCUCUUCAGUAUGCUGAAAGGAGACAAUGGCAUCUGGCCAAGACAUGCGAUCAAACUCCUGUCAGUGUUGAACCAGAUGCCUCAGAGACAUGGUCCGGAUACCUUCUUCAACUUUCCGGGACGCAGUGCAGCGGCUAUAGCAUUACCCCCAAUCGCCAAAUGGCCCUACCAGAAUGGAUUCACUAUCAACACUUGGUUCAGACAGGAUCCACUCAAUAACAUCAAUGUGGACAAAGAUAAACCAUACCUUUAUUGUUUUCGCACAAGUAAAGGAAUCGGUUACUCUGCCCACUUUGUGGGAAACUGUCUCAUCGUGACCUCACUAAAGUCAAAAGGAAAAGGCUUCCAGCACUGUGUGAAAUACGAUUUUCAACCUCGCAAGUGGUACAUGAUCAGCAUCGUCCACAUCUACAACCGCUGGAGGAACUCAGAGAUCCGUUGUUAUGUCAACGGACAGCUGGUCUCCUACGGUGACAUGGCCUGGCACGUCAACACCAAUGACAGCUAUGACAAAUGUUUCCUGGGUUCUUCAGAAACAGCGGAUGCAAACAGAGUGUUUUGUGGCCAGCUGGGAGCUAUCUAUGUUUUCAGCGAGGCUCUCAACCCAGCUCAGAUCUUUGCCAUCCACCAGCUUGGCCCAGGAUACAAGAGCACGUUCAAGUUCAAGUCCGAGAGCGACAUCCACCUGGCCGAGCACCACAAGCAGGUGCUGUACGACGGCAAGCUGGCCAAUUCCAUCUCCUUCACUUACAACGCCAAGGCGACGGACGCCCAGCUCUGCUUGGAGUCUUCGCCGAGGGAAAACCAAUCCAUCUUCGUCCAUUCGCCGCACGCGCUCAUGCUGCAGGAUGUGAAGGCCAUUGUGACCCACUCCAUCCACAGUGCCAUUCACUCCAUAGGAGGCAUCCAGGUCCUGUUCCCGCUCUUUGCUCAACUGGACUUCAAGCAGCUCAACGACAGCAGUGUGGACACCACCGUCUGUGCCACCCUGCUGGGGUUCCUGGUGGAGCUGCUGAAAAGCUCAGUGGCGAUGCAGGAGCAAAUGCUGGGAGGGAAAGGCUUUCUGGUGAUCGGGUAUCUGCUGGAGAAGUCGUCACGAGUCCACAUCACCCGGGCGGUACUCGAGCAGUUCCUAUCCUUUGCCAAGUAUCUGGAUGGUUUACCUCAUGGAGCGCCGCUCCUCAAACAGCUCUGUGACCAUGUCCUCUUCAACGCUGCCAUCUGGAUACACACCCCUGCCAAGGUUCAGCUGUCCCUGUACACGUAUUUGUCGUCGGAGUUCAUCGGCACGGCCACCAUCUACACCACCAUUCGGCGUGUGGGCACAGUCCUGCAGCUGAUGCACACGCUCAAGUACUACUACUGGGCGGUAAACCCUCUAGAGUGCAGCGGAAUCAGCCCGAAAGGUCUCGAUGGGCCAAGGCCAUCCCAGAAGGAGAUCAUUUCACUGCGAGCCUUUAUGCUUCUUUUUCUCAAGCAGCUAAUACUGAAGGACCGGGGCGUGAAGGAAGAUGAGCUGCAGAGCAUCUUGAACUAUUUACUUACCAUGCAUGAGGAUGAGAAUAUUCACGAUGUGCUCCAGCUGUUAGUGGCUCUUAUGUCUGAACAUCCAGCAUCCAUGAUCCCUGCUUUUGACCAGAGAAAUGGCAUAAGAGUGAUCUGUAAGCUUCUGGCCUCCAAGAGUGAAAGUAUUCGGGUUCAGGCCCUUAAAGUUCUGGGUUACUUCCUGAAACACCUUGGACACAAGAGGAAAGUGGAGAUCAUGCACACACACAGCCUCUUCACGCUGCUGGGAGAGAGGCUGAUGAUGCACACCAACACUGUUUCUGUCACCACUUACAACACCCUGUAUGAGAUCCUGACAGAGCAGGUCUGCACCCAGGUGGUUCACAAACCUCACCCUGAGCCCGACUCCACUGUGAAAAUCCAGAACCCCAUGAUUUUAAAGGUAGUGGCCACCCUGCUGAAGAACUCCUCUCCCAGUACAGAGCUAAUGGAAGUCAGGAGACUCUUCCUCACCGACAUGAUAAAACUCUUCAGUAACAGCCGCGAAAACCGACGCUGUCUUCUGCAGUGCUCGGUGUGGCAGGACUGGAUGUUCUCCCUCGGAUACAUCAACCCCAAGAAUCCAGAGGAGCAGAAAAUAACCGAGAUGGUGUACAACAUCUUUAGGAUCCUCCUAUAUCAUGCCAUCAAAUAUGAAUGGGGAGGAUGGAGGGUCUGGGUCGACACCUUGUCCAUUGCACAUUCAAAGGUGACCUAUGAAGCUCACAAGGAGUACUUGGCUAAGAUGUACGAAGAGUACCAGCGUCAAGAGGAGGAAAAUAUGAAGAAGGGAAAGAAGGGCUCUGUCUCCACAAUCUCUGGCCUUUCGGCUGCGCCUGCCCCCGUCGUCAAUGGCAACCUGGAAAUUGAUGACAACUCCCAAACGCAGACGCCAGAGAGUGAGGCUGAGUACAGCGAAGGAGCUGUGGGGGACUCCCGCAACCUCCUUGCCGAAGGGGCUGUGAAGCGGCCCAACGGAGAGGCUUUGUCGCCAGGGGAUCAGGGCGUCGGUCCAGGUGUCAGAGUGGAGGUCCAUGACCUUCUGGUGGACAUCAAAGCUGAGAAGGUAGAGGCUACUGAGGUGAAGUUGGAUGAUCUGGAUCUGUCUCCAGAGGGACUUGGUGGGGGUGUAGGCAGUGGGGGAGGCGUAGGGAUGGAAAAUGGACCUCUGGUGGAGGUAGACUCCCUCCUGGACAGUGCCUAUUGCUCUGUGGUUCAAAACCUCAAUGGGAGUUUGGCCUCCAAAGACGACACGUCAGGUUCGGGAGUUGGAAUAGGAACAAACCUGGGGCUUCCAGGAGUGAGCCUGGAGGACGAUGGGAACAUGGGUCCACUCAUCACACUAGCUGAUGAGAAAGACAGUGUUCCAAGCAACAAUGGAUUUCUCUUCAGUAAGGUUGACGAGAAGUUACUUCCAGCUCUUGCAGCCACAGACCCCCUUGUAUUGCCAAGUCCAGACCAGCCAACCUCCUCAGCCACAGCAACCCCUCACUCCACCACCAGCGCCAGCGAUGACCUCAGCCUGUUAGCCCACAUGACUAGUUGCGGCUCUGACUUGACGCAGACGCAGAGCCUAUCUUCUGGGAAACUUCCUGAAGACGGGCCCUUCAAGAUCCAGAGUCCUCUAGCCGACAUUAGUUCAAUCGCCGAAGCUGAGAGCCAAAGCCAGAUGAAAGCAGCAUCUAGAUCAGAUUUUCCAGACGGAGAAGGCACAGCGGCCAUGGAGGGAGAGUGUUCAGGGCUCAAGACCGGAGGGGACACAGUCAGCACCACCUCUGAUACAGAGAGAUCAGAUGAUGGAAAGGACAAGGACAUAAAGAAGAUUCAAACAACAGCAACCACUCAGGCCCUACAUGGUCGUUCUGCCGCUCAGCUGGAGCGAGACCUGCGUGUUGAUCUGGGCUUCAGAGGAAUGCCAAUGACGGAGGAACAGCGGCGGCAGUUCAGCCCUGGCCCACGCACCACCAUGUUCCGCAUCCCAGAGUUCAAGUGGUCUCCAAUGCACCAGAGGCUGCUGACUGACCUGCUGUUUGCUCUGGAGACCGACGUGCACGUGUGGAGGAGUCACUCCACCAAGUCGGUGAUGGAUUUCGUGAACAGCAAUGAGAACAUCAUCUUCGUGCACAACACCAUCCACCUCAUUUCUCAGAUGGUGGACAACAUCAUCAUUGCCUGUGGAGGCAUCCUACCUCUCCUGUCAGCCGCAACUUCCCCUUCUAGUUCUAAGACUAGUGCCAACGCUACGGAGUUGGAGAACAUUGAGGCCACACAGGGCAUGUCCUCUGAGACAGCGGUCACUUUCCUGUCUCGCCUCAUGGCCAUGGUAGACGUCCUGGUGUUUGCCAGCUCCCUUAACUUCAGCGAGAUCGAAGCGGAGAAGAACAUGUCUUCAGGAGGGCUGAUGAGGCAGUGCCUUCGCCUUGUAUGCUGCGUGGCCGUUAGGAACUGCUUGGAGUGCAGGCAGAGGCAGAGGGACCGCAGCUGCAAGUCCUCCUUAACCAGCAGCAAGUCGCAGGACAGCCUCCUUCACAGUGCCUCCACAGCCAGCAAGCAGGAUCCAGACAGACUCCUGCAGGAUGUAGACAUCAAUCGUCUGCGAGCUGUGGUUUUCAGAGAUGUGGACGACAGCAAGCAGGCCCAGUUUCUGGCUCUGGCAGUGGUUUACUUUAUAUCAGUUCUCAUGGUGUCAAAGUACCGGGACAUAUUGGAACCACAGCGGGAGAUCGGCAGGUCCACCAGCCUAUCAGGGCGAAGCAUUCGCCACGAGAUCAACUCACCCACCAGUACAGAACACCCCUUCUCUGACCGGGAUAAACAGACCCCCACUCCAGUGGAUGACUCUCCUCGAGGUGGCCUCCCCCACACAGACUCAGGCAUCGGGGAGGAAGGCCACGUGGCCGGAUCCCUGAACGGCUCGGAGAUGGGCCUGGGUCUGGGUCUGGGCCUGGUUGGGAGAGAGACAGACAGAGACCGAGACAGAGACAUUGGAGGGGGCGGGGGAGGCAGUGGGGGAGGAGGCGCAGAUCUGCUGUGCAGUCUGUCCGACGUUCGAAGGUCACAGGAGAGCCUUCUGGAUUCGCCUCACAACCCCAGCUCCACCCCCAACUCCAGCCAAGCUCCGCCUUCGUCCAUCUCCAGCAUCAGUCAGACAAACAAGGGCAUCAAUGUUAAGGAGAUUUUAAAGAGCUUGGUGGCGGCUCCCAUCGACGGUGCAGAGCUGGGACAGGAGUCCGGACCGACCCCCUACCACCCGGACCCCGCUCUGAAGACGCAUCCCAUGUUACCGAUGCAGUUUCACUCCUUCGACAGGAGCGUUGUGGUUCCGGUGAAAAAGCCUCCUCCUGGCAGCCUGUCCGUCAACACGGUGGGUACGCCCACCACCAGCGGGGCGGCCUCUGCCGGCAGCACGCCCAACAUUUUCGCUGCUGCCACAGCGACACCCAAGAGCAUGAUCAACACCACAGGUGCGACUGACUCCGCCUCCUCUUCCUCGUCCUCCUCUUCGUCGUUUGUCAACGGUGCGACAAGUAAGAAUUUACCAGCCGUGCAAACAGUGGCGCCCAUGCCAGAAGACACCAUGGAGAACAUGAGUGCCUAUUGUGAGGUGGCGCAGUGCGCGCUGCGCAGCGGUCAGACGCCCCCUGAGCUCAAGUCUUUUAGCUCUCUGGCAGGCUUCCAGGCAGCCCCCCGAGAUGCAGGACAGUGUUUUAGUAUCACCACAAAGCUGGAGCGGGCUUUGGAGAAGGUGGCCCCCCUGCUGAGGGAGAUCUUUGUGGACUUCGCUCCCUUCCUGUCCCGGACGCUGCUGGGGAGCCAUGGGCAGGAGCUGCUCAUAGAAGGUACAGGUCUGGUGUGCAUGAAGUCCAGCACGUCUGUGGUGGAGCUCGUCAUGCUGCUCUGUUCUCAGGAGUGGCAGAACUCCAUUCAGAAGAAUGCUGGACUAGCUUUCAUCGAACUCAUUAAUGAAGGAAGACUCCUUUGCCACGCCAUGAAGGAUCACAUCGUGCGUGUGGCCAACGAAGCUGAGUUCAUUCUGAACAGACAGAGAGCUGAGGAUGUGCACAAACACGCCGAAUUUGAGUCUAACUGCGCUCAGUACGCUGCAGACAGGCGGGAGGAGGAGAAAAUGUGCGAUCACCUCAUCAGUGCGGCGAAGCACCGAGAUCAUGUGACUGCCAACCAGCUGAAACAGAAGAUCCUCAACAUCUUGACCAAUAAGCACGGAGCGUGGGGGACAAUGUCACAGAGUCACAUUUUACUCCUCAGCCAAUUACAUGACUUCUGGCGCUUAGACUACUGGGAGGACGACUUGAGGAGGAGGCGAAGAUUUGUGAGGAAUCCCUUUGGGUCCACUCACGCUGGAGUCGCUCUCAAGUCUCUGGAUGAAUAUGGUACGGAGGAAGAGGAGGAGGAGCUGAAGACCAAGAAAAGCUUCCGCAGUCAGUCUGUGGUCACGCAGAACCCGGAGGCGGAGCUAAUGCUGGAGGGAGACGACGACGCUGUCAGUCUGCUGCAGGAAAAAGAGAUUGACAAUCUUGCCGGCCCGGUGGUUCUGAGCACGCCGGCUCAGCUGGUUGCUCCGGUCGUGGUGGCUCGAGGAACGCUCUCCAUCACCACCACGGAAAUCUACUUUGAGGUGGACGAAGAGGAUCCUACCUUCAAGAAAACGGACGCCAAAGUACUGGCUUACACAGAGGGUUUGCAUGGUAAAUGGAUGUUCAGUGAGAUCCGGGCUGUGUUCUCCAGACGUUUUCUGCUGCAGAACACCGGAUUGGAAGUCUUCAUGGCUAACAGAACAUCUGUGAUGUUUAACUUCCCUGACCAGGCCACAGUCAAAAGGGUGGUGUACAGCCUUCCACGGGUGGGGGUGGGAACCAGCUACGGAUUACCACAAGCCAGACGUAUUUCCUUGGCGACGCCUCGUCAGCUCUUCAAGUCGUCCAACAUGACGCAGCGAUGGCAGAGGAGAGAAAUCUCCAACUUUGAGUACCUCAUGUUCCUUAAUACUAUCGCAGGGAGGACCUACAACGACCUGAACCAGUACCCAGUCUUUCCCUGGGUCCUGACCAACUACGACUCAGAGGAGAUCGACCUCACUCUGCCUGGUAACUUCAGAGACCUUUCCAAGCCAAUCGGUGCCCUGAAUCCCAAGAGAGCAGCGUUCUACGCUGAGCACUAUGAGUCUUGGGACGAUGACAGCACGCCCCCUCAUCACUACACGACCCUAUACUCCACUGCUCAUUCCACGCUGAUGUGGAUGCUCAGAAUAGAGCCCUUCACCACAUUUUUCCUUAACGCCAACGACGCGAAGUUUGACCAUCCGGAGAGAUCCUUUUCUGGUAUCGGCCGCGCUUGGAGGAACUGCCAGAGGGACACUGCUGAUGUGAAGGAGCUGAUCCCAGAGUUCUACUACCUCCCAGAAAUGUUUGUCAACAGUAACGAGUUUGAACUGGGCUUGAGAGAUGAUGGAAUUUCUGUGUGCGACGUGGAGCUUCCCAUUUGGGCCAAGAAACCUGAAGACUUUGUUCGAAUUAAUCGCAUGGCGCUGGAGAGUGAGUUUGUGUCAUGCCAGCUUCACCAGUGGAUUGACCUGAUAUUUGGUUACAAGCAGCGAGGUCCAGAGGCAGUCCGGGCUCUGAACGUCUUCAAUUUUAUGUGCUAUGAGGGCGCUGUCAACUUAGACAACCUGGAGGCCGUGCAGCGGGAGACAGUUGAAAACCAGAUUCAAGAUUGCGGUCAGGUCCCCUCACAGCUGCUGAUUGAGCCACACCCACCUCGCUCUUCAGCCAUGCAUCUGUGUUUCCUUCCCCAGAGCCCCCUGAUGUUUAAGGAUCAGAUGCAGCAGGACGUCAUCAUGGUGCUCAAGUUCCCCUCCAACUCCCCGGUGACUCAUGUUGCUGCCAACACGCUGCCGCACCUCAGCAUACCGGCGGCCGUCACCGUCACGUGCAGCCGGCUGUUUGCCGUCAACCGCUGGCACAACACCGUCGGCCUCCGUGGAGCUCCGGGAUACUCCCUAGAGCAGGCUCAUCAUCUACCCAUCGAGAUGGACCCGCUCAUAGCAAACAACUCAGGCGUAAACAAGCGUCAGAUCACCGACUUGGUGGAUCAGAGCAUCCAGAUUAACACUCACUGCUUCGUGGUUACCGCUGACAACCGUUACAUCUUGGUCUGCGGCUUCUGGGACAAAAGCUUCCGAGUUUACUCGACUGAAACAGGAAAGCUGACCCAGAUCGUUUUUGGCCACUGGGACGUGGUGACGUGUCUGGCUCGGUCAGAGUCCUACAUCGGAGGAGACUGUUACAUCGUGUCGGGCUCCAGAGACGCCACUCUCCUUCUGUGGUACUGGAGCGGACGGCACCAUAUUAUAGGGGACAAUCCCAACAACAGUGACUAUCCUGCUCCCAGAGCAGUGCUGACAGGACACGACCACGAGGUGGUGUGUGUGUCUGUGUGUGCGGAGCUGGGGUUGGUUAUCAGUGGAGCCAAAGAAGGCCCGUGCCUCGUCCACACCAUCACUGGGGACCUGCUUCGGGCUCUGGAGGGUCCGGAGCUGUGCCAGCGACCUCGCCUCAUCUCGGUGUCCAGUGAGGGACACUGCAUCAUCUACUAUGAGAGGGGUCGAUUCUGCAACUUCAGCAUAAACGGAAAACUGCUGGCACAGAUGGAAGUCAAUGAUUCCACACGGGCCAUCUUGUUGAGCAGCGAUGGGCAAAACUUAGUGACCGGAGGUGAUAAUGGAGUUGUGGAGGUGUGGCAGGCGUGCGACUUCAAACAGCUUUAUAUUUAUCCAGGCUGUGACGCCGGCAUCCGCGCCAUGGACCUUUCGCACGACCAGAGGACUUUGAUCACUGGGAUGGCCUCUGGAAGCAUCGUGGCAUUUAACAUAGACUUCAACCGCUGGCACUAUGAACACCAGAACAGGUACUGAGGUGGACUGCGAGAGGAAGAGGAGGACCGUGGAGAGAAAAUAAGAAGCGAUACAUUUGGAUGUGUAUCUGCAACGUGGAGGAACCACAGGUGCUGAGACAGAGAAUUAAAAACAACAAAAAAAUGAAACAAAAAAACAACAAGAGAACUAGACCCGAGGCUCUACACUUGCUGCUUUGAGGCGGAGAGCUCGCUGGUGGAAACGACUUCCUCUGUGCAAACAUGUAUGUAAAUGCACAUGAAAACCCACAGACAUCAUACCCAGAAGAGACGCACCAAACCCGGCUAAUACAGUAGGAUUGCCGUGUGGGGGGGGGGCGGGGCAAAGAGCAAGUCUUAGCAGAUCGUGCAGAGCUGGACCCCCCUGGUACCACUCACAGGACAGGCGGACUGAAACUUAGUCUUUUCCUAAUUUAUUUUGCAAACAUUUUCUUCCAGGCUUAAUUUAGGAGGUAAUUCUUAAAAUGUUGAUUCAUCUGAAACAAUAGAAAGGACAUAAAUGAGCACCCCCCGCCAUCCAAAAACCGGUGCCAUUGGCUCGAUUUUAAAUUCACCUUUGACAAAUGUUUGCUGCUGGUGUUGAUUUUGCUGUUUUAUCUGCCUGAGUUCAUGUUCAGUUUACCAACAGCAAGGGUUCGAUCUGAUUUCCAUGUAAAUACGACUCUGCUUCCUUUAGAGUCACUCUUUCACAACACCAACUGUGCUUCUCACCUUUAAUUUAUUAAUGAUUUGCUGUAUGUAAAAUACUGUGUAAUAAUUAUGGAAGGGUUUGAAAAGAUGGACCGGCUUGGAGAACGGCGAUUGGGAGAUUUAGAGGCGUUCCCGCCGGCGUCACCGAGGACGACAAACACAACUCUGACAUGAUUUCCUUUGUAUAUUUGGUGAUUGUUUUGUCAAAUAUGUACAUACAGUUUUCGUUCAGGCUUGGCAGGAGAUUCAACUGAAGAAGACCGAAAGAAAACCUUCACACUUAACCCACAUUUGUUUAAGAUUUGAAGAAGAAAAAAAAGAUCAAAUCAAUGUCAAAGUUUGUUUUGUAUUUGCACUUUGCACCAAUCACAUAUCAUUAUUUAUUAGCUUGGUUCUUUCUGGUCGGCCGCCCUUUUUUGUUUCGGUCCAUCUUUUCGUUUUUUUUCCUUCUGGAUUAUUUGUGCAUUAAUGUGUGUAUUUAAGACGUGUGAUUCUCAGUUUUACAACAUCCCAGCUGUAAGCAAUAUCAUGAUUUUUGUAGCUGUUAGAGGCUGGUGGGAGCAGACAAAAGGCAGGCUGACAUCUAGGGUGUUCUGUAUGUGUGAAGCCAUCUCGAUCAAACGCGCACAUGCACAUACUCAAUCCACAGGUUCAACUUACUUAUCCAAAAAAAAAAAAAAGGUUAAAUAUUUUUGGAUCUAUGAAACCCUAAAAAAAACUAUUGUAUUCAUGUUUUAUUGCAAAGAUGUAAAUUAUGACAUGCGUGAGUUGGAAAAAAAAUCAUAAGAAAAAUAAAAUAUGCAAAGAA